AUGGGGCUUAAAGAAACCAGAGAUGUUGAAAUUACCGUGGGCUCGGCCUCUCAAGAUGAAACUGAAGGGUCAAUUGAAAGCAAGAAAAGCAAGGAUGUUCUUGAAGGAAAGGGGUCCGCUAUGUCUGCAGAAGCUGCCGCGGUUCAGGUAGAAUUUCCAGAUGGAGGUUUAAGAGCGUGGCUGGUUGUCGUUGGGUCUGCUUUUGCGUCGUUUGCAACGUUUGGCUACGUCACAGCGUGGGGUGCUUUCCAAUCGUAUUAUGAGAAGACCCUGCUCAAAGACUAUUCUCCCUCAACGAUCGCAUGGAUUGGUUCUAUUCAGUACGCUUUGGUGUUUCUUCCAGCUCUUCCUGUCGGACGCAUGUUCGACCUCGGGUACUUUCGACUACCGUUCUUCCUAUUCAGUACCCUUGUCGUCGUCGCCACCUUCUUAACUGCGGAGUGCACCACCUUCUGGCAACUCGUCUUAUGUCAAGGAAUCCUGCAAGGCGCUGCAUGCGGAUGUACGUUCGGUCCAAUAAUAGCUAUUAUUAGCCAGUGGUUUAAGAAACGGCGAGGACUGGCCAUGGGUCUUGUAACGUUGGGAUCGUCAUUAGGCGGUACAGUUUUCCCGAUCGCAACACGGAGACUGAUAUCUCAAGUUGGGUUCCCAUGGGCUAUGAGGAUACUCGGCUUUAUCUUGCUAUUUGCGCUAGCGAUACCCAACCUAACCCUCGCCCGAAGAAUACCAGGAAGAAACGUCAAAGGCGGUCUCUUGAAUCUUGCCGCGUUCAAGUUUAUACCUUACACAGUAUGGACGGUUGCUUCGUUCGUUACGUUCCUUGGACUAUAUACCACAUUGACUUAUAUCGAUAUCGCCGCCGUAGAAGUCGGAAUACCAGCAGAUUUCUCCUUCUAUCUCGUCUCAAUCACAAACGCUUCCUCCACCUUCGGCCGUCUAAGUACUGGGCUCUUCGCAGACCGAUUCGGACCUAUCAACUUCAUGGCACCAACUACGCUCGCUGCGGGUAUCCUUACCUUCGCAUGGCCGUUCGCCAAGAGUAAGGCAUCACUUAUCGUCGUUGCUAUUAUCUACGGUGCCAUGACAGGAUCGUACGUUUCCGCAUUCAUGAUGCCACUCUUCGAAAUGGGCGAGCUUCACGAUAUCGGGCGCCGUUCAGGAAUGGUAUUGAGUAUCGGCGCUAUCGGGGCUUUGAUUGGCCCUCCUAUCUCCGGCGCUAUAAAGAAUUCUACUGGGACUUUCGAAGCAGUCGGGUAUUAUGCUGGCUCCAUGAUAGUUUUCGCUGUCUUUCUCAUGUUAGUGACCAGGCAUUUGAUGAUCGGGAAGUUGUGGGGCAAGUUUUGAGGGACGGGAAGACAGAAGAAUGCAACAGC
Molecule: messenger RNA, 1373 nt
Organism: Marasmius oreades (fairy-ring Marasmius)
Lineage: Eukaryota; Fungi; Basidiomycota; Agaricomycetes; Agaricales; Marasmiaceae
Exons: 11
Coding region: 1-1344 (447 amino acids)
Biological process (GO): transmembrane transport
Cellular component (GO): fungal-type vacuole membrane
Molecular function (GO): transmembrane transporter activity
Source: RefSeq, a predicted model, not a curated record